AAAAAUAGAAAAAUUGAAGACAUUAUUGAAUAUAAAUAACGAGGAUUUAUUCAUUCGGAACGGUCUAAAUGGCUUAUGUUUAUUUUCUCAAAUUUUCAUUACAUGACGUUUCGGAUGUACAUCCAAUCCAUUUUCCAAAGCCUAUAAAGGAAACAAUAUGCAGUAGACAACUGUGUGUCACCAGUCGAUUUUUUCAAUAUAAACUAAAUAUAUAUACAUAAAUGAUACGUUCGGAAAUCCAAUUUCACCAUUAGUAAUGACUGUUGUUCGUUGAUUACAAUAUAAUAUCGAUAUUAUUAUAAUCAACAAACAACAGUCAUUACUAAUAGUGACUAUUGCCGAAAGGGCUCUCCUACUUUGUGAAAUUGAAUUUCCGAAGGUAAGUCUACUGCUUAGUGUUUCCUUUAUAGGCUUUCGAAAAAGAAAUGUACAUCUGAAAGGUCGAGCAAUGAAAAUUUGAGAAAAUAAAAAUUGACCAUUUAGCUCGUUCCGAAUAAAUAAAUCCUCGUUUUUUAUAUUCAACAAUAUCAUUAACUUCUGGCCAGCCACGUUAACAAAACAUCGAAAAAUUAAAGUUUUAUUAUUGGCAACCUAUUGUUACAUUAUAUAUUAGAAGCACAAAUAUAGAAAGACAUUCCUUAUGUCAGGUGUUUCAUUUUUAAAGAAAACGUAUAAAUACAGCAAAUUCUAUUGAAUUUAAACAGUAUACUCGAGAAUUUUGAGCGAAAAUGAUACGUUUAAUUCAAAAACUUUUUUUAAUCACCAUUUUCACAAAUGGCAUUUAUAUGGUAUUUGGUGAUGAUGAUAAAUUUCCAGUAUACUAUGCUGAUCAAAUUCAUGAAUUUGAAUCCUUGAUAGAGCAUUUUAAAACUCUUUUGAACGAUUCCAUGAACAUUGUUGAUGACAACGCACAACUAAUUGAAUUUCUGGAUGACUUUGACACAAUUUUUAAGCCAGCGCUUAAAAGACUAUCGAAACUACAUGCAGAAUAUGCCAAUUGUUGUCAUACAUAUGAUGAUGUAUACGCAACGUAUCUGUCAAAGGCGAAUUCUCUUAAGAAAAAUGCAAAGUUCCAAAAAAUAGUCGAUCAAUGGAAUACCAUUGUUCAAAUGAGAACGGGUAUUUCUGCAAAAAUGAAAAUGGCAACGGAGCAAUUCGCAGGACUUCAAAAUGAAGGUGGAAUCUUUUAUCAAAUCUUCAACCAAGUUAAAAGCGGUAAUUAUGAUAGUUCGCUGGAUGAUGAGUGGGCUAAAGUAUGUAAACAAGCCAUUCGCAUCUCAAACGGCAUUAAAAAAACGAAAUCCGAAUUUCAAUGUCCGGAUGUUCAGCAGUUUUUAUCUAGUAUGAAAAAAUGUUUUGAAUAAAUCUAUAAUAUUUAUG
Molecule: messenger RNA, 1380 nt
Organism: Contarinia nasturtii (swede midge)
Lineage: Eukaryota; Metazoa; Arthropoda; Insecta; Diptera; Cecidomyiidae
Exons: 3
Coding region: 729-1364 (211 amino acids)
Source: RefSeq, a predicted model, not a curated record